Fulmarus glacialis (Northern fulmar) is the source of this 748-nucleotide messenger RNA. RefSeq names its product alpha-actinin-4-like. Gene Ontology annotation, molecular function: actin filament binding. The transcript has 5 exons. Gene Ontology annotation, cellular component: cell junction; cell projection; cortical actin cytoskeleton. Gene Ontology annotation, biological process: muscle cell development; actin cytoskeleton organization. Lineage: Eukaryota; Metazoa; Chordata; Aves; Procellariiformes; Procellariidae. The record is from RefSeq and is a predicted model, not a curated record. The annotation marks the transcript as partial.
CGAGCUGGAUUACUACGACUCGCCCAGCGUGAACGCUCGGUGCCAGAAGAUCUGCGACCAGUGGGAUGUUCUGGGUUCCUUGACCCACAGUAGGAGAGAGGCUCUCGAGAAAACAGAGAAGCAGCUGGAAACGAUCGACGAGCUGCACCUGGAGUACGCGAAGAGGGCAGCCCCCUUCAACAACUGGAUGGAGAGCGCCAUGGAAGACCUUCAGGACAUGUUCAUCGUCCACACCAUCGAGGAGAUCGAGGGACUCAUCGCUGCUCACGACCAGUUCAAGUCCACCCUGCCCGACGCCGACAAGGAGCGCGAGGCCAUCCUGGGCAUCCAGAGGGAAGCGCAGCGGAUCGCGGACUUCAACAGCAUCAAGCUCUCUGGGAACAACCCCUACACCUCUGUCACCCCGCAGAUCAUCAACUCCAAGUGGGAACGGGUCCAGCAGCUGGUGCCGAAGAGGGACCAUGCCUUGCUCGACGAGCAGAGCAAGCAACAAUCCAACGAGCAUUUACGUCGGCAGUUCGCCAUCCAGGCCAACAUCGAGGGGCCCUGGAUCCAGACCAAGAUGGAGGAGAUCGGGCGCAUCUCCAUCGAGAUGAACGGCACGCUGGAGGACCAGCUCAACCACCUCAAGCAAUACGAGCAGAGCAUCGUGGACUACAAACCCAACAUCGACCUGCUGGAGCAGCAGCACCAGCUCAUUCAGGAGGCUCUGAUCUUCGACAACAAGCACACCAACUACACCAUGGAG